UGUCUGCUAUGGGGAGACAGGGUGCUGAUCCCAAGCACUCUGCAAUGGCGGACGUUGGAGACCCUGCACAAGGGGCAUCCGGGCAUCGUCCGCAUGAAGGCCCUGGCACGGAGUUAUGUCUGGUGGCCCUCCAUGGACAGAGACAUUGAACAAUGGGUCUCCAGAUGUGACCCGUGCCAAGAAGUUCGCCCAGCGCCGCCGCAAUCCGAAGUCGCGAAGUGGGAGACCCCCAGCAACCCCUGGUCGAGGAUCCACAUUGACUUCGCAGGUCCGAUGCAAGGGCGACACCUCCUCAUUGUGGUAGAUGCCUUCUCCAAAUGGCUCGAGGUGGUGCCCAUGGCAUCUACCACAACAGAUGCAACGAUCCGAGCCCUGCGCCACCUCUUUGCCACACAUGGUCUACCGGAUGUGCUGGUCUCAGACAACGGCCCCCAGCUCACAUCCCUGGCAAUGGAGUCUUUCCUGGCAGGACUGGGCAUCCGCCACGCCCUGUCCGCCCCUUACAGGCCGGCCGGAAACGGACAAGCUGAACGCAUGGUCCGACUGACCAAAGAGGCCCUCACCAAGAUGGGCCAGGGGGACUGGCAAGAGCGCAUAGACAAUUUCCUCCUCACCCAGCACAUCACGCCACACGCCACCACCCACAAGAGCCCGGCCGAACUGUUGAUGGGCAGAAGGUUGAGGUCACCAUUGGACCGGCUGCACCCCCAAUACAGCCCGGAAGUGACCGCAACCGCCAGCCGCCCGCAUUAA
Molecule: messenger RNA, 753 nt
Organism: Pantherophis guttatus
Lineage: Eukaryota; Metazoa; Chordata; Lepidosauria; Squamata; Colubridae
Source: RefSeq, a predicted model, not a curated record